AAGUAGGGUCUCCUUCUGAUGCAACCUCCUGCCGUUGAAUGCCUGUCUUUCAGGGCCACAAAGCUCCAAUCUUGCUGGCAUCAUGAUGAUGGCAGCACAAAUGGCUUCCGAUGAUCGAUCCCCUGCUUGCAUCCGGGUCUGCAUGCAUACCUAUACAUGAUACAGGCUUCUAUGACCUACCUAGCAUUUCAUGUCAGCUUGCAUCUAGCAUCUCUUCGCGACUGUGAACCCUUUGUCAUCAUUGAAACUUCAGAGUUCCGGAUUGCAUCUUUGUUGAAGCAAUCUUUGAAGAACCGCAGCUAGCUUUCGACAUUUCGCGCUUGCAAAUCUUACACUUUUGAACGCGUUUCUUCCUGGACUCUGCGCUGUCGACUGUUCUCAGCUGCACAACUCGCAACGUUAGAGCCAUUUGUAUUACUCCAUUGAAGCAGCAAGAUGGGAGACGCCAAGCACAACUGCGUCGGUUUCGCAGCUCGCGACAGUUCUGGCCACCUGGCGCCGUUCAACUUCUCUAGGCGGCCUGUGGGUGAUGAGGACGUGUCGUUCAAGAUUGAGUACUGCGGCAUCUGCCACAGUGAUCUGCACCAGGUCAAGAAUGAGUGGGGCGGCGCAAAGUAUCCGAUGGUGCCUGGGCACGAACUGGUGGGCCAUGUUGACAAGGUUGGCAGCAAGGUGACUGCCUUCAAGGUGGGCCAGAAGGUCGGGGUAGGGUGCAUGGUGAAUUCAUGCCGGGAGUGUGAGUUCUGCCAGCGUGAUGAGGAGCAGUUCUGCGUCAAGGGGAUGAUCCAGACAUACAAUGCCACUGACGUGGACGGGACGCCAACAUAUGGAGGCUAUUCUGACUCUGUUGUCGUGAAUGAGAAGUACGUCCUCCGCAUGCCCGAGAACCUCGACUUCGCCGCAAGCGCCCCCCUGCUCUGCGCCGGAAUCACAACUUACAGCCCGAUGCGUUACUAUGGUAUGGACAAACCGGGCAAGACGUUCGGCGUUGUCGGUCUUGGGGGGCUGGGUCACAUGGCCGUGCAGUUUGGCAAGGCGUUCGGCAUGCACGUGAUUGUCUUCUCCACGUCACCCAACAAGAAGGACGAGGCCCUCAAGGGUUUGGGUGCGGACGAGUUUGUGGUGUCCAAGGACGCAGAGGCGAUGAAGGCACGUGCCAACACCGUCGACUACAUUCUAGACACGGUUUCCGCGAAGCACCCGAUCAUGGACUACCUCAGUCUGCUGAAGCCCGACGGGAAGCUGAUCAUGGUCGGCGUGUCGCCCGAGAACCUUGAAUUCAAUGCGGGGGGCAUUGUGAUGGCUCGCAGGAUGAUUGCCGGGUCCCUCAUCGGGGGUAUCAAGGAGACGCAGGAGAUGCUCGACUUCUGCGGCGAGCACAACAUCACGUGCAAAAUCGAGAAGGUUCCCAUGGAGUAUGUCAACACCGCCAUGGACCGUCUCGUCAAGAAUGACGUGAAGUACCGUUUCGUCCUCGACGUGGCUAAGACGCUGGGCAAGGCCGUGGAGAGCAGCAAGGAGGAGUGAACGGUUUGAGAGUCUGACUGGUGAUAUGCUCGCGCAGAACAAAUAUUUUGGAAGGUUUUGAGGUGAAGUUGGUAGGUGGAAUUCAAUAUUGGUGGGUUUGAAGAGGUCGAGAUGUGAAGACGGACGGUGGACGUGAAAGGCGAUCAGAGGAGAUCAGAGGAGAUUGUUCUGAGUCAAAUUCUGUAUAGAAGCGCCGCAAAAUAUAAUGGUUAGUCAGCAAGUAAUGGCAUGCAUUGUUGUGGAGGAGGUUAGCUAGAUAAAUGACUUUCAAAAAUGGACGGUAGAACGUUAUGACCUGUCAAAUUAUGAUUCCAAAGUUUGAUUAGUAUCUGGGAUAUUUGUCCGAUGUAAUCAUGGAGAGCAGUAAUCCACUUGUGCUCUCGAUU
Klebsormidium nitens is the source of this 1913-nucleotide messenger RNA. The record is from the annotation of a GenBank genome assembly. Lineage: Eukaryota; Viridiplantae; Streptophyta; Klebsormidiophyceae; Klebsormidiales; Klebsormidiaceae.